AUGCCGCAGAAAACGCCUCGUCCCGCGCCCUCCUGCGCAGAUCCACGAGCGGCGGGCGGCGCUGUGUGGCGCUCGCGAACCCGAAGCGCUGUCAGCAGCAGCCACAGCAGCCGCACGAGCUCUGCGACUGGCGAAGUGGCGCCGAUCAGCAGCUCCAGUACAGUUACUCUACGCAGCGUCUCGUGCGACAGCUGCGGCCCCGGGACGGAGAAGCGACGCGAGACGACGAGACACUGCGCGUCGCCCGACUCGAGCGUCGACUUGGCGUCGUACUACACGUUCUCCACGAGGGCGGGCAAAGGCCCACAGGACGACGCGCACGGCUUGUCGGGAUUCCUCGAGUACCGCAAGAUCAACGGGACGUGGCGGCCGUUCCUGUUCCAGACGAGUGGGCACCAACUGGUGCUCUAUCGAGUCCACGCCACGCAUCAGGUGCUGGUCAUGUCGACGGACAUCCGCAGUGCGUCGGAGAUCGCGCUAGAGUGUGACGGUCUGGACGAUCGAGAGACCACGAGGCUGCUGCGGCUCGGAAUCAAUGGCGCGACGAUCACAUUGCGCGCGGUGACACAUCGAGCAGCGGUGUAUUGGGUGGAGGGGCUGCGACGCCUUCGAGACGGCAAAGCUUUGCAGACGGUCAGCGAUGCUAUCUGCACAGAAGCGGAAGAGGACCUAUUUGUCGAGAUCGACAAGCUGCUUACCUUGCGGGAGUGGACACCCCGUCCACCUCCCGCCUCAUUGUGCGGCCUUUGCGUCCUGUCGUCUCGAAGGCCUGAGCCUACGACUGCUGGCGUGUUGAUGAAAAACGAGGAUGAAGGCAAACCAAGCGGGUGUAGGAUUUGUUGA
Messenger RNA from Hyaloperonospora brassicae, 843 nucleotides. The record is from the annotation of a GenBank genome assembly. NCBI's taxonomy places the organism in Eukaryota, Oomycota, Peronosporomycetes, Peronosporales, Peronosporaceae.